Molecule: messenger RNA, 1217 nt
Organism: Dreissena polymorpha
Lineage: Eukaryota; Metazoa; Mollusca; Bivalvia; Myida; Dreissenidae
Exons: 20
Coding region: 1-921 (306 amino acids)
Source: RefSeq, a predicted model, not a curated record
AUGACAAAAAGUUAUGGUAGCCCCAAUAACCCAAGCACUUUCAACGACAACGACUAUCGCCAACUAUGCAACUUUGGAAACAUCAACAUAUACAAACGUUUCCGCGACAACAACUACCGCCGACCUCUACCAAACAACGGAAACGUCAACUUACACGGAUGUUUCAACGACAACGACUGCCGCCAACUAUCCAACUUUGGAAACAUCAACAUAUACAAACGUUUCCGCGACAACAACUACCGCCGACCUCUACCAAACAACGGAAACGUCAACUUACACGGAUGUUUCAACGACAACGACUGCCGCCAACUAUCCAACUUUGGAAACAUCAACAUAUACAAACGUUUCCGCGACAACAACUACCGCCGACCUCUAUCAAACAACGGAAACGUCAACUUACACGGACGUUUCCGCGACAACAACUACCGCCGACCUCUACCAAACAACGGAAACGUCAACUUACACGGAUGUUUCAACGACAACGACUGCCGCCAACUAUCCAACUUUGGAAACAUCAACAUAUACAAACGUUUCCGCGACAACAACUACCGCCGACCUCUAUCAAACAACGGAAACGUCAACUUACACGGACGUUUCCGCGACAACAACUACCGCCGACCUCUACCAAACAACGGAAACGUCAACUUACACGGAUGUUUCAACGACAACGACUGCCGCCAACUAUCCAACUUUGGAAACAUCAACAUAUACAAACGUUUCCGCGACAACAACUACCGCCGACCUCUACCAAACAACGGAAACGUCAACUUACACGGAUGUUUCAACGAUAACGACUGCCGCCAACUAUCCAACUUUGGAAACAUCAACAUAUACAAACGUUUCCGCGACAACAACUACCGCCGACCUCUACCAAACAACGGAAACGUCAACUUACACGGAUGCAUCCACGACAUCCGCUGACAGUUAUCCAACAAGAGAAACACAACCAUCCACGAAUUCAUCCAUUACAACAACCGUAUUCUUUCCAACAACGGAAACAUCAACAUAUACAAAAGCGAAAGAGUGUCCCGGUGACACAGACAAAAUGGGCACCGUCUGGAUUCCUGAAAGAAUAGGCUUCAGUAAAAAAACUCGAGUGCCGAGAACGGUACAACGGAACAAACGGAAAUAUCACACGUUACUGUGACAUGAACGGCGUUUACCGGGACCCGGUUUACAAUUGCACGCGUGACUCAAUCCAGAAAAUAUACGACGAG